GGGGAUGCCCACUCCAUCACGAGCAGAGGCCUCACAUCAAUCGACCAAUCAAGCACAGAGUCUCCUGAGGCAAAAAUCCAGGCCAUUGCGCACGUGAACAAAAUCCGCCGAUGCUGCCUUCCCCUUGAGGUCUGUCUCCCUGGCUGCGAUAUCCCCUGCCCCCCGCCCCCCGCCCCUCUGUCGCCGUCUAUGUUUCCCCCAGAUUAUGGUCACUCCACGUGGUAUUCAUGAUGAUCGGAAGCGCCUCUUCGUCGUCAAAUUGCGCCUCCACGACCACCUUGCCAUCCUGCUGUAGUGGCGACUCCUCGGCCGCCUGUGCCGUCACCGUCGAUAGAAUGGCCAGAAAGUGCUGUUUGGGUUUCGCCGCUGCCUCAGCAGCCGCUCUGCCCUUCCCCCCUUUCAGCAGCCGGCCUCUUGGCCCCGCUGAUGGAGCGGCCAGACUCUUGCGAAGGCUCGAUGGCCGCAUGCUGCUGCUAGGCCCUCUUGCUGAGGUGGAAAGGACUUUGCCGACAUGAAGACUGGUGUUGAGGUGCUUGAAGCGCUGGGAGAUGGUCUCCAGUGGCAUGUCGAGAUGGACGGCGAGGUAGCGGAUGCUGCGGGUGAAGUGCCUGAACUCCAUGCCUUUAGUGAGUCUUUCAGCAUGCUGGUUGAAGAUAUUUUGAAGGUCCUGCCGAUUCAGAUGAUAUCGAUCCAUCAAGCCUACAUCCUUCACCAUCCUACGUACAUGCCGAGACACGCGUCGCAUGUAUGGAAUGUCCAACAAUCUCUCUGUCUGUCUGUCUGUCUGUCCGUCUGUCUCGUUGUUCUGUCUCUCUGUCUUGUCCUUACCGUGUCCACCCUGCCAAGUGUAAGAGGGCGUCUGCUGCCGAGUAGUAGAUGAAGAGCUGCUUCUGCUCCUUCUCCGCAAAGGGCCCCAUGGCCCUCUGACCCUCGCUGUCGCCCUCACCGCUGACGUCUCCGGCCUCUGGGAGCUCUGUAUACGAUCUGCUGCGGCGCCUCACGUCAAGGAGGGCCUGUCUUUUCCUCUCUUCCUCCUCUGCAUCGAGGUCGUCUCGCCACUGGGCAUGGUGCUGCUUCACCAUCUGGAAAUCCUUGUAGCAGUAAUCGAGCUCCUCCUGUAGACAGCCAUACAGAAAGGGCGAGCUCGAGUGGGUGGGCCAUGAAUGCACGCACCUGGAUGCGGCCCGACAGUUUGUUGAUCUCGUCUGCGUGUCCCGGGAUGAAGGACGCUGCCGCAUCCAGGCUCUCAACCAAGCGCUGGAUGGCUUUUGGGGCCUUGAGCAGCUUCGAUAUCUGCUCCUUCGCCUCCUCCGUGUCUUCCUCUUGACUAAGCCUUUUCUCCUCCUCGCCGACUGCUGCCUGCAAAGAACGCAUAGACAAAAGAAAAUGCAUUGAUGCGCCGACCGACACACGAGAGAGACUGCACUGCCGUCCUUCCGCCACCCAUCCACCCACCCACACCCCUCUACGGACCUUUGUGGGUUCCGCGUCCUCAAGUUCGUCUUCAUCGUCUUCAUCGGGCACGGGUGUGGGGGCGAGCAUCUUGCUCUUGGCCUUCUUGAGGAGGGUCUGGCUCUUCGCCAGCAGCUGGGCCAUCAUGCGUUCAUGUCUUUCCUGCACGGUGUGAAGUGACAAACCCGCACAUCCAUGUGGAUCAGCAGAGAGCAAUGGAGAAAGGAAGACGAUGCAUUCAUUCACGUGAGUUCACCUGGUCCCUCUCCAGAGUCUGCAGACUGGCCUGGAGCUCAGCUUGUAGCUCUGCCCCGAGGCGAACACCCACUGCGGGCGACUCCAUGGAGAAGGGCAGCAGAGGGGAGCAGAGCUACCACAGGGGGCCGCCGCCUCACCUGACUGAGGAGCUGAGGUACCAGGUGCGGUUCAAUGAGCUGGCAGGAAGGUCGCGGUUUCCUCUGAGCAUGCUCGAUGCCGCAGGCAUGCCACCAAGGUGCUCAGCGAGGUGACCGGCAAGGUCAUCUAUCAACG
Vitrella brassicaformis is the source of this 1983-nucleotide messenger RNA. The record is from the annotation of a GenBank genome assembly. Lineage: Eukaryota; Vitrellaceae.